Molecule: messenger RNA, 1674 nt
Organism: Helobdella robusta
Lineage: Eukaryota; Metazoa; Annelida; Clitellata; Rhynchobdellida; Glossiphoniidae
Exons: 8
Coding region: 1-1674 (557 amino acids)
Source: RefSeq, a predicted model, not a curated record
AUGGCAUGGCUGACCCAUUUGUUGAGUAUUGUCAACCAGGGCAAUCUGGUCAACAAGCGUCUAAGCGAAUAUUCAACUAUUGGUCUUGAAACCCUGGUACUGUGCUUUGAUGGGUUCAAUAACGCCAAAUCACAAAAGCACAACCCCGAUCGAUGGAUCAACGCUGUGUCAUCUUGUAUUGAACAGGGAAACCUGUCCUCGGCGGUCAGACUUGUCUGCUCGCCGGAGGGCCUGGCGGAGAGCUCGCCGGCCACCUUCGAUAAAUUAUGUUCUAUCCACCCAAAAAUUCCGGUGGACAGGCGGGUCUUUCCCGCAUUGACACCAACGGCUGGUUGCGUUUCUCCCGCCGAGGUGCUGAGGGCCGUUAAAUCUUUCAAAAAUGGUUCUUCUGGAGGCCUGGAUGGCCUACGACCCCAGCACCUUAAGGAUGUUUUUUUAGGCCCCUUGCCAAUUGACGACACACUGAACUCCUUAACCCAAUUCAUUAAUUUGAUCCUAUCUGGAGCUUGCCCACUCUCCCUCUCUGAGCUUGAAUUCGCCCUGGGUCGUGUUUCCUGUCUUUCGGCCCAUGAUGCCUUGACUAUUAUCCGCAAUGCCCUCAGUUUGCCCAAAUUGAUGUACUUCCUGCGUACAUCUAAACACAUUGACCCUUCUAAAUUGGGCGAAUUUGACGGAGCCCUGCGCACCGCCCUGUCGUCGAUUUGCAAUGUUCAAGAACCAUCCGGCAUUUCUGCGCAUGAUGGUAGGCGACCGGACGGAUGCACGCUAAUACCUUGGAGAGCCGGCAGAUGUUUGGCGUGGGAUGUUACGGUCCCUGGCACCCUCGCCGAACGAUACGUAAACCUGACAAGUAAAGAAUGCGGUUUGGCCGCGGCCAGGGCAGCGGACGAGAAAAUGAAAAAAUAUGGGAAUGCCCUCCCCUCGAUGGAAUUCUUGCCAAUAUGCAUCGAGGUUCUCGGCCCGAUGGACCCCAACACCCUUAAAUUUCUUAAGGAAAUAGGCAAAAUGAUCAGUGUCAGAUCAGAUUUUGAAGGGUUGUUUUCAUAUUUUUUUUCGUUAGGGUUUCUUCAGUUUUUUAUCGGCCUCAACACAACAAAACUUACAACAAAACAGCACAAAGAAAUCGUCAUGGCGAACCACCGGGUUGUAGUGAGGACGAUGUGGUACCGCAGAAAGCGACUGCACACACGUUUCAUGACAUUCGUUUUUUUUUGUUUCUGUCUCGGAUUCAGCGGACCUGUCGUCAUGAUUCUGUCCGUGCAGAGAAAUGAUGUAAUAAAUCAAAUAAACAGUAGACUUGAACAACAAAAUUUAACAUUCAUGAAAAAACUUUUACUUUUUGUUCAUAUUACACUAUUAAGUAGUUACAAUAUAAAGGCUAGUAAAACUCAGAUGAUAUAUGACCAGUGUGGCGUUGAUUCAGAUAAAGUUGCAUCUAAGCUAAAUGAUUUCAAAAAAUCUUACCAAUUGCUGGAAGAAAGUAAAGGAGGGGGCGUCGGUCUCUACAUGAAAAAAUCAAUGAAUUUUAAAUUGCGCGACGAUGUACUAACAAGUUUAGUCGACGCAAAUGGUUCGGAAUAUUUAUGCAUCGAAUUAUCACUGGACUCAGCCAUAAGAAAUAUUUUAUUGCUUAUUAUCUACCGGUCACCAACUAGCAAUGUAAAAUGUUUCUAA